Molecule: messenger RNA, 1441 nt
Organism: Cydia splendana
Lineage: Eukaryota; Metazoa; Arthropoda; Insecta; Lepidoptera; Tortricidae
Product: lysozyme-like
Exons: 4
Coding region: 95-577 (160 amino acids)
Molecular function (GO): lysozyme activity
Source: RefSeq, a predicted model, not a curated record
GGCCAUGACCAAUGCCAGUCAGUUGCAGAAGCGCGGGAACGACCGACGCUUAUAAAUUAAGUUUUUUUUUAAUAAGUUUUUUUAAUCCGUCGCUAUGGCGUCAGCCGUGAUGAAGUUCAGUGCCAUAUUGUUUCUGGUUGCCGCGUGUGCUGCUGAUGUUUCGGAGCUCGUCGGCGACAAAUCUGCUCAGCCGGUGACGGAGGUGUGCCUCGGGUGCAUCUGCCAGGCCAUCUCGGGCUGCAAGCAGGCCCAGACGUGCGAGGGAGACACCUGUGGCCUGUUCCGCAUCACCUGGGCGUACUGGUCGGACGGCGGCAAGCCCACCAUCAACAACCUCGCGCCUGACCACCCUGAUGCGUACCGCACCUGCGUUGUGGACCCGUACUGUGCUGCCCAGACCGUCCAGGGAUACAUGAGGAGGUUUGGACAGGACUGCAACGGCGACGGCCAGGUGAACUGCUACGACCACAUGGCGAUCCACAAGAAGGGCGGAUACGGGUGCUCUGGCGACCUUCCUUUCGAGUACGUCAACGUCUUCAAUCAAUGUAUAGCCGCUGUUGCCGCCCACCAGGGGUGAAUCACGUACUUUUAAGCCCGCUUGUAAUAGCUAAGGAUAUAUGUACCUAAUGGUGCCCAAAACCAUAGAAAAAAGUCUAGUGAUCGAAUCCAUGGCCGUAAAAAUUUGGCACCUGGCCCCUCUUCACCGCUCUGACAAUUGUCAUCGGUUAUGCUUGUCCAAAAGAAAAUACGUAUUUACGCUGCGUAUUGUCGACUUAUCGACCUAGUGAUGUACAGAUAUUUUUAGGUGUCAAUUAUCAGAGUGGUGAAAUAGGUGCCGGAGGUGACCGUCAGUCCUGUCAUAAAAAAUAUAGCUCCACUUAGGCGACGGUACCUAAUUGCUUAUCAUCAGGCGAGUCGUCUGCUCGUAUGCCUCCUUUAGGAAAAAAAAGAUGUGCCAGCGGACAGCUCUUCCACAUACACGUAUAUCCCUAGCUAAUACGGGAAAUGCCUACCAAUAAAGUAGAAUGCCUAACAUCUUUUAAACACAAAUUGGUAGCGUAUGCAUGCUUUAGCGCAUGUAAUCUGUAUGAGAUUAAUUAAUUUACAAGCGUUAGGCUAAUUAAAUAAUUAUAUUUAAAUAGUUACGUAAUGAUUAAAAUCAUAGAACAUGCUGUGCCAAAUCAAAUGGUAUACACAACAGUUUUUAUUUGAUACUUUAUGACCCUAUUAUAUGUAUACAUGUUUGAUCCAAACACGUCGUACGUAUAUCUCAAAAAACCUACUUGAGUUGUUUAGGAACAAUAGUUAUUCCUUAUAAAUGGGUACAAAUAUGUAUCUACUAGUCUUUUCGGAUUGUUGUUAAGUUAAUUACAGUUACUUGAUUUUAAUCCUAAAUAUGACUGCUCAAGACUUCGUAAUAAUAAAUAAUUUUACUACAGAA